AUGGAUGUUUCAUCUUCGACGAGCAGGUUCGUGUCCAACCAGAUCAGCAGCUCCACUGAUGCAACCAGCAAGAACUUCACUCUCAAAAUCAAAGGAAGCUCCACUAUAUACCCGAGGACUCACAGUCAGACAGAGAAGAGACGUAGGGACAAGAUGAACAGCUUCAUAGAUGAGUUGGCAUCAUUAGUGCCCUACGCUAAAUCACGCAAACUGGACAAACUCUCAGUCCUGCGUAUGGCAGUCCAGCACAUAAAGAUGUUACGAGGUUCUGCUGGCAACCGUUACGCAGAAGUUAAUCACAAACCUGCAUUCUUACCAGAUGAGGAGCUUAAACACUUAUUACAGAGGGCAGCUGAUGGCUUUCUGUUUGUUGUUGACUGUGAUCGAGGAAAAAUAUUGUUUGUUUCUGAAUCAGUGUACAAGAUCCUAAACUACAGCCAGAAUGACCUGAUUGGACAGAGUCUGUUUGAUUACCUGCAUCCUAAAGACAUUGGCAAAGUCAAAGAGCAGCUGUCCUCAGUGGUUACCAUACUACGAGAGAAAAUCAUUGAUGCAAAAAGUGGUUCUUUAGUGAAGACAGAUGGCAACGCACACUCUUUAAGACUUUGUUCUGGGGUGAGACGCUCCUUUUUCUGCAGGAUGAAGUGCAAUCGCAGUAUGGAAGAUGAAGCUUUUUUGUCCAGCUGCUUGAAGAAAAAUGCUGAUCGUAAGGGCUUCUGCACCAUUCACAGCACUGGUUACUUAAAAAGUUGGUCCCCCACUGAGGUGGAUCUGGAUGAAAAUAAUGAGCCGGACAAUGAGGGAUGUAACUUAAGCUGUCUGGUGGCUGUUGGUCGGUUGCAUCCUCACACUGUUUCACAGCCAGUGCAGAGUCACGUCAAGGUCAAACCCAUGGAGUUUGUUUCACGUCAUGCUAUCGACGGGAAGUUUGUCUUUGUAGAUCAAAGGGCCACUGCCAUUUUGGCCUAUUUACCUCAAGAGCUGCUGGGAACUUCAUUUUAUGAAUACUUUCAUGAAGAUGACAUUGCUCAUUUAGCAGAAUGCCACAGGCAAGUGCUGAAGAUGAGAGAGAAGAUCAAUACGAAUUGCUACAGGUUAAAAAUAAAAGAUGGCUCAUUCAUCACACUAAGAAGCCGCUGGUUCAGUUUCACAAACCCUUGGACCAAAGAAGUGGAGUACAUUGUCUCUACCAACACUGUAGUCAGGACAGAUGGUGUCACUCCCUUGAUAAGGACGGACAUGUCCACCAUGAUCUCAGAGGGCCAGAAGGCAGUUUCAUCCGUGGCAUCUGCAGCUCUGGGCAGCCAGGUGGACGUAUGGACGGAGAAGGACAGAGACAACCAAGCACAUGACUACAGGACGACGCAGGACGUGACAACAUCAGCUCAGGCUGCGGAGGAUGUUCUUGAAGCACUGGUGGCUGGACAAGAUGUUUAUGCUGAGAGUUGUGCCUAG
Molecule: messenger RNA, 1455 nt
Organism: Larimichthys crocea (large yellow croaker)
Lineage: Eukaryota; Metazoa; Chordata; Actinopteri; Sciaenidae
Gene: bmal1b
Product: basic helix-loop-helix ARNT like 1b
Exons: 11
Coding region: 1-1455 (484 amino acids)
Biological process (GO): regulation of DNA-templated transcription
Cellular component (GO): cytoplasm; nucleus; transcription regulator complex
Molecular function (GO): protein dimerization activity; DNA-binding transcription factor activity
Source: RefSeq, a predicted model, not a curated record